Lolium perenne is the source of this 1602-nucleotide messenger RNA. The record is from RefSeq and is a predicted model, not a curated record. Lineage: Eukaryota; Viridiplantae; Streptophyta; Magnoliopsida; Poales; Poaceae.
AUGACCAAAGGCGAGGAGGCUGAGAAGGACGAGGUUGAGGAUGAGGGGGAGCGCACCGAGUCGGACUCCGACGCGAGGGACUUUGUCCGACUCCCCCGAGGCGCGAAGAGGGGAGCGACCUCCUCGUCGCAGAGCCUACCAGAGGAGGGCGCCCUGGAGGACGACGAAGGGGAGGAGACGACUUCGCCUCCAGAAGGGAAAGGGGCCACGAAGGCGACCGACGAGCCGCAAUCCAAGCGGCUGCGUCAGACCGUCCUCGAGGGCGCCACCGAGCUCCGGUGCCCCCUCAAGGUCGCUCUGGAUGCGGGGGCCCGAGUCGGUCCGGGCGUGAAGGCGCUCCCGACGGUGAAGGCCAAGAAGAAGGUCCUGACGAAGCCUGCUCCAGCCGGUGGAGCAUCGGCUACAAGGGCGGCGGAGGCGAGGAAGGCGGCCGAGGUGAAGAAAGCUGCCGAGCUGAAGAAAGCGGCCGCCGACCCCGCGGACCUAACCUCAUCGCGGGAGGAGCCCGCCGUCGUGAGCAAGGCGACGGUUGCGACCGCCAGCCCAGCCAAGCCAGUCACUGGGGGCGGCCCCUCGGCGAGUGCGAGCAGCGGUGAGGCGGCGAAGGCGGGCGCUGAGUCGACCAUGGCUCGCGGUCCGGACGUUGUCCCCCCCACGGUGGAGGGGGAGGUGCCGGGCACCGAGUCAGCGACGGCUCGGUGUACGGAUGCCAUACCUCCCGUGGUGGAGAAGGAGCAGGGCGCUGCCGAGGGAAGUGGUCCCCCGGCGAAGAUGAGGGCGCGAAGAACGAAGGCCGCCAGGGACCCGACUCGUCCCAGCGAUCCCGAAGCGCCGGCGGAAGAGACACCAUCAACCAAGGCGGAGGUGCAGGGGGGCGAGACACACGAGUUGCGUCGGCCUCCGCUGUCGACUUUGUCCUUUACUGAACUUCACGCGGCGCUCAGUGAAGUUCAUGUGGAACCGGACGAAUUUGCUUUAUAUGCAUUUGCCUUUUUGCUGGCCGAAGUGAAGCGGUUGACAGCGCUGGUGGAGGAGGUGGUGAAGAAGAACCGCCAGCUGAUCGCCAUAGGCACAGAGGUGCGCGAGAAGGCCCUGGCUGAAGCGCGCGAGGGGUAUGUCAAGGAGUCCUUCUACCGGGACGCCGAGUUCCGGGCAAAGACGGCUGAGGAGGCGACGAAGAAGGCGAAGACGGAGCUUGCUGACCUCAACAAAGUUUUGGAGGACAAGGGCAAGGAGCUCGAGGACAUCAUUGCUCAGUACAAGGGGAAGCUCGAGUCUGCGGCGGAGGCUAGGGACGCUGCCCGGGGAGCUGCGGCGACUCUGCGGGAAGAGGUUGCGGCCUUCAAGCUCCAGCACGCCAAGGACCUUGCCGCGGAGAAGGAGGUGUCGGAGGGUACUGUCUUGGCGGUGCAAGCUGAGAAGACCAGUUUCGAGGCCUUUGUGCGCGAAAUGUCGCGGCAGAUCCUUGGACAAUGUGAAUUCGUGGAGGUGGCGACCCCUCGCGAGUGCCUGGAGACUGCGACCACGCGCAUCAUCGCCUAUGCGGGGGGGAAUACUGGCGGCGCUUCAGUACCUAAGUCCGCGGGAGGUGAUCCCCCGUGA